AGGGGGGACGAGAGAGAGAACAGUGCUUUUGGGUUCCUUUCAGAGGAGAAAUAAUAAAAUAAAGAAAAGAACGGAUUGAUAAUUUGAUACUCGUUUGUAUUACUUUUGUAUGUAUAUAUAGAGAGAGAAAAUCGGGGAAAAAAAAUAAUUUUUUGUACUGAUAGAUGUAAUGUGUAUCGCAUAUUUAUGUUUACUGACAAUAGUUGAAUCUGAAUCCAACAAUUUUCAUGAAUUUACUGCUCCGAUCAUUCACUUUCUCUGACGGGCCCUCCAAUUCUUAACCCUAAACACAAACCCAGAUACCCGAUUGUUUUUUUCUUUAGGAAAAAUCAAACCUUUUUUUGGGAUUAAUGAAGUGAAAAUUGAAAAAUUAGUUGUUUUGUUUUUAAUUUUGAUUAUUGUUUAUUAGUUGAUUUUCGAUUGCCGACUGGUUAGAGUAAGAAAGGUGGGGGAAGAUGAACGGUUGUGAUGGUGGAGAUGUGGCGGGAGCUUCGGCUGGUCCACCACUGCCGCUCGAGUGGAAAUUCUCUCAGGUUUUCGGGGAACGCGCGGCCGGUGAAGAAGUACAAGAAGUUGAUAUUAUAUCGGCGAUUGAGUUUGAUAAAACUGGUGAACAUCUUGCUACUGGUGACCGCGGGGGAAGGGUGGUGUUAUUUGAAAGGACGGAUACCAAAGAGCCUGGUGGAAAUCGAAGAGAUUUAGAGAGGACAGACUAUGCAGUGAGUCGGCAUCCUGAAUUUCACUACAAAACCGAAUUUCAGAGCCAUGAACCUGAGUUUGAUUAUCUCAAGAGUUUGGAAAUUGAGGAGAAAAUCAAUAAGAUACGGUGGUGUAACGCAGCUAAUGGUGCGCUCUUUCUUCUGUCCACUAAUGACAAAACCAUCAAGUUUUGGAAGGUCCAAGAGAAAAAAGUCAAGAAAAUUUCUGAAAUGAAUGUAGAGCCUUCCAAAUCUGCUGGAAACGUCAGUAUUGCCAGUUCAAGUUUUUCUCCCAGUCCUAAGCAGUAUCUUCCUAAUGGAGGAUGUCAAGAUCGAUCUUACAAUUCUUUGAGCAAUGAUGUGUCAUUUCCACCUGGGGGCGUCCCCUCACUCAAAUUACCGGUGGUUACAAGCUUUGAGACCAGUCUUGUUGCGAGAUGUAGGAGAAUAUAUGCCCAUGCACAUGACUAUCACAUCAAUUCUAUUUCUAAUAAUAGUGACGGUGAAACAUUUAUAUCAGCUGAUGAUCUGCGAAUAAAUCUUUGGAACUUGGAAAUAAGCAAUCAAAGUUUCAACAUUGUUGACGUGAAGCCAGCAAAUAUGGAAGAUCUAACUGAGGUCAUAACUUCCGCAGAGUUUCAUCCUACUCAUUGUAACAUGUUAGCAUAUAGUAGUUCAAAAGGAUCAAUUCGUCUAGUUGAUUUGCGGCAAUCAGCCUUGGUAGAUUCACAUUCUAAACUAUUUGAGGAACUGGAGCCACCUGGUUCAAGAUCAUUUUUCACUGAGAUAAUAGCUUCAAUUUCAGAUAUUAAGUUUGCGAAGGAUGGGAGAUAUCUGCUUAGUCGUGACUACAUGACCCUUAAGUUAUGGGACAUUAAUAUGGAUUCCGGACCAGUGGCUACUUUUCAGGUUCAUGAGUAUUUAAGACCCAAGCUAUGUGACUUAUACGAGAAUGAUUCCAUUUUUGACAAAUUUGAGUGUUGCCUGAGUGGUGAUGGUCUAAGAGUGGCAACUGGUUCUUACAGCAAUCUAUUCCGGGUGUUUGGGGGUGCUGCUGGUAGUACUGAAGCAACCACACUGGAGGCAAGCAAAAAUCCUAUGAGACAACAAGUCCAGACACCUUCAAGGCCUUCAAGAUCCUUGAGCAGCAGCAUAACUCGUGUUGUCAGGCGAGGUGCAGAAAGUCCCGGAGUCGAUGCCAAUGGGAAUUCAUUUGAUUCCACCACAAAAUUGCUCCACCUGGCAUGGCACCCAACUGAAAACUCGAUUGCCUGUGCUGCUGCAAACAGCUUGUACAUGUAUUACGCAUAAAUAGCAGUACUGAAACCCAGUCGACAUUUUUGGAAUGCAGAUAGGACAAUGUUUCUUCCGCAGCCAAAUAGAGGCUCUCCCAUUUCUCAUAUCCAAGUGCCUCUUAAAUCUGUAAGCACAUGUAGUGGCUGUCAUCGGAUUCUCAAUUUACCAACCUGUCUUCAUUACUGUCUGCUCCAGUUCGCUUUCUUUCAUCACUUGGCCUCUUCUGCUCCAUCCUCAAUUUAUUUUAAUUUUUUUUUUUUUUUUAACCUCGCCUGAAAACGAAAGACGGGAAAGAAUGUGAUUGUAGGACUGUACCUAGUCUUAAGGUAUAUGUAGUGUCUAACUUGAAAACUUCUCGGAAAAAAUGAGGUGCCGCUAACUUGCCAGGCAUCGAGUUUAUUAACUUUUCUUUGAUAGCAUAAAGUUUUCUUCUGUGUGGAAUGGUUUUGGUCUGCUUUGUGUUGUAGAUUUAAUUUGUAAAAGUAAUUAAAGCUCCGGUCUCAGUCGAUUUUUAUUUGCAUGGAAAAAUUGAAUUUCA
Molecule: messenger RNA, 2532 nt
Organism: Olea europaea var. sylvestris
Lineage: Eukaryota; Viridiplantae; Streptophyta; Magnoliopsida; Lamiales; Oleaceae
Product: serine/threonine protein phosphatase 2A 55 kDa regulatory subunit B beta isoform-like
Exons: 14
Coding region: 456-2009 (517 amino acids)
Biological process (GO): peptidyl-serine dephosphorylation
Cellular component (GO): protein phosphatase type 2A complex; cytosol
Molecular function (GO): protein phosphatase regulator activity; protein binding
Source: RefSeq, a predicted model, not a curated record